This is a messenger RNA of Neoarius graeffei (lesser salmon catfish), 1062 nucleotides long. It is a transcript of the gene spata17, whose product is annotated as spermatogenesis associated 17. Bases 1 to 1062 code for a protein of 353 amino acids. Gene Ontology annotation, molecular function: protein binding. The transcript is spliced from 10 exons. The record is from RefSeq and is a predicted model, not a curated record. Gene Ontology annotation, cellular component: spindle pole. NCBI's taxonomy places the organism in Eukaryota, Metazoa, Chordata, Actinopteri, Siluriformes, Ariidae. Gene Ontology annotation, biological process: establishment of meiotic spindle localization; mitotic cell cycle; spindle organization.
AUGGCUCGGCUGGUGAAGUUGUACGAUCAGAUAGAGCGCGUUAAAGAGCAGUAUUUUAUCAGAAACAGAAUUGCUGAAGAAAACAGACAGAGAGAAAAUGCUGCAGCAAUCAGAAUUCAGAGCUGGGUUCGAGGCUGUCAGCUGCGCGCCUAUCUCAGCUAUCUACACUGGAACGCAACCAUAAUACAGAAAACAUGGCGGGCUUUCAGCGCACGGCAGUACUUUAGGCAAAGGCUAAAGACAGCAUAUUUUCUCAUGAAGAUGAAUUUCUACAGUAAGAUGGCUGUCAAGAUACAAAAGACAUGGAGAGGCUUCUACACAAGGAAGUAUGUGCACAAUUACUACGCACGCAAGAGAUAUUUGGAGGAUUUGGCAAAGAAGAAUGAACAAGUCAGGAGAGAACUCGAGGAAUUAGCAGAGUACCAGCAAAGAGAACAAGCGCGCAUUGUAAUGGAGAGAGAGGAGCAGGAGAAAAACAUGCAAGCUCAACGAUUUCACUUUCUUCUCAGCACCAAACAGCGCCCAGGUGUGUUCAACUCACCGUUCCGCCCAGAGCCUGAUGAGAUGGAGCUGAGGUUAAGGACAGUAAAACCUUUGCGGACAAGAUCCGCUCCCAAAGUUACAGUGACCAACUGGCCGCCAUCCGGCUUCCUGUCCAGCAUAGAGAGACUCCCACCAAUACACAAGACACCACAGGGGCCUUUCAGACCAGCUGCAGAGGUUCAGCGGCAACGCCACCGGCCCCUGGAGCCGAGUCUGCGCGUGGCCACAUCCAUCACGGCCCUGGAGGAGGCCAAAGAGGAGCUGCAGCAGCGUGAAUGGAGGGCUCCUCUCAUCGACCAGCCGUUUCUGCCUUUCUCAAAGGCCCACCAAAACAAAGAAUAUAAGGCUCUUCUCCACACACACUCUCCAUAUGGACAGAAAGCAUACGGGAGCAAGCACUUCCGCGAGGAGAACAAGGUGCAACUACAAAGGAAAAAGCCAUUUAAGACGGUCUUCACAACCUGCCACGUCUUUGACAAGUUCGGACGACUCUACUCCAACGCUGGGAAAAUUGUUUAA